Messenger RNA from Prorocentrum cordatum, 2799 nucleotides. NCBI's taxonomy places the organism in Eukaryota, Dinophyceae, Prorocentrales, Prorocentraceae. The record is from the annotation of a GenBank genome assembly.
AUGCCCCCGCCGGAUGCACAGGCGGCCGACGCCGAUGCCGGGGCGCCAGAUGGCGACGAGGCGACCGGGCCAGAUCCACCAGCCAAGCGUGCCAAGCCGUCCCAGGAUAAGCGCACUGGCAGAGGGGCGCGCCAGGCGUCGGGGCCCGCAGCGGCCACUUGCAGCAAGGCUCAGGCUGCGGCUCGCCCGCUAGUCGCUAGGGAUCGCAGACAGAGCGCGGCCCAGCAGGCGAGCGCGGGCGGCGGCGACGACCAGAGCGGCGACGGGGUCAGACCGCCCCCAGCGGGCGAGGAUGAGACGCCAGCCCGACCCGGCGGCGUUGAGGAGCGCGCCGCGGCGUUUGUAGAACGCAAGGCCGCCUAUCGCAUCGAGUGCGAUGCCGCAGUCGACAGCCUGGUCAAUAGGGCCAUCAAGGUCGCGACGUCCUGGGGCGAGAAGGCGAUGGCGAAGUUGGCGCUUCUGCCCCAGGAGCAGGUCUCCUUCUCGAAGUUGAUGGCGGCCAGGUCCGGGGCGCCGCCGCCCUUGAGUCGUCUGACUGCGAGACCGUUGGGUGGCUGCCUGCAGGCCACGAUCAAGCAUGCCUUGACAGAGGUCAUCGGGUCGGGCGCGAUGGACCUGGAAGACCCGAAUUCCGAGGGGGGGGCCGCCCUUGGGAGCGCGGGGAAGGGCGCCGACGUCGAUGGGAAGUCCUCCCACCAAGGCGCCGAGCACCCCACGUCGCCACCCGCCGCUAGGGCGCGCUCGCCAUUGACGCCCAGGCGACGGGACAUUGAUGCCCCGAGGAGCGAGGGCGGGCUAGAUGAGAGCCGCCCACUCGGCCAGUUCGACAGGUGGUUGGGGGAAACGGGCUCGCAGUUCGGGAUGGAGCCGAGCAGGUUCGACGUCGACGCGAGCGGCUCCAUGGCAGCGCCCGCGUUCAAGCCGGAGGGCGAUGCAGUUCAGGGCGCGUCGACAUUGGACAGCAUCUUGUCUGGCAACCUCGGCGGCUCCCUCGCGAUGACUGCGCCGUUGGACUGGAGCGCGAUGGGGAUCGGCGACGACAGUCGGAGCGGCGACGGCGUGCAGGCGGCGACGCCGAGGAGGGAGCUCGGCCCAUGCCCGAGUUCGCCCUGGAGAGUGCCUAUGGCUGUAUCUUCGAAGCCGACCACGCGGAUGCAGCAGCAGAUUGCCUUGUGGCACGACUCCCUCGAUUCUUCCGCAGAGGUCAAAUUCGUUCACGGUCUGAGGCGCUCGGAGUCGAUCUUGCCAGAGAAGACGAUCGCCAAAUGGUCGUUAUUCGCAGGGACUGGCCUCUCGACAAAGAUCAUGAAGGCGUUCGGUGUAGUCUGGGCCAACCGCAACAGCGUCAACCUGUGCAUCGACGACUCCCUGCACUGCGAGAUCGAGAAGGACAAGCAGGCAUUCUUGACCAGACAGUUCAACCCGAAGCUCAUCGUUGCAGACACCAACUCGUUGAGUGAACACUCGGCCCCGAAUGUGGUCAAGGACGGUGCCCCCCCAGAGGUGUUGCCUUUCUGCGGGCUGCUCGACGGCGGGAUUCCUUGCGUUUCCCGCGCGCCGAUGAGCAUCGACAGCUCGGCGAACCAGAACUGUGUCCAGGAAAAGCGGGGAGCCACCGGCAUUGGCUUCGAUGAUGUGAAGAACGCGGCUAAGGCGCAUUUCCCGUCCAUGAUCCUCCUGGAGUGCGCGACCCAGUUGGCCCAGAAGGCCGAUGCCAACGCGCUGUCGGGCGCCGAGUACAUAUGCCAGGAGCUGCGCGCCAUGGGCGACUGGUCGCUCUUCCACGCGACGCAGGCUACGGACUGGGGCAGCCCAAUUCAGAGAGAGAGGCUAUACUGGGCAGCGCUGUCGAAUAUCACCGGCAAGCCUGCCGAUGUGGAGCACUACUUCAUGGCCAUCUUGGGGUCCUUCAAGCCCGGGGCCAAGACAACCCUGGACGAGUGCUUCACGUGGUGCGACGAGAGCCGCUCGCUCGAGGCGGAUAUGGUGAAUAUCCCGUCGUACCAGGCGUGUCCGCUGCGGUCUUCCAAGUGUGGCAAGGCGAGCCCCGACUGGAAGGUGGAUCACAAGAAGCUGUUCGAGGCGAACAACUUGACGUGGCCGCUCCAGCAGAACGACACGCAUCACAGUUCCUCGUGCAACGCCGAGCUCGUGAACGGAGGUAUGUAUCCUCGAGAAGCAGAGGUGGCUUUCUUUGCGCACGUGCUGUUUCCGCCACGUUCCGACGAUAAGCGCUCUUUCAUGGACAUCAACCCAAUCUCCACCAGGAUCUUCGGACAGUAUGUAAAUGAGGAGACGCUGAAGCCGGAGGAAACCACCGAUGGCAAUGACACGGGCACCAACAAUGGCCCGUGGCGCCCAUCGCCCCCAACCUUGACGGGAAGCAUGGCGCUCCUCGUUCGUUUCACGCAGAAUGGCAAGAGCACGAUUCGGCUUGCGGAGGUGUUUGAACUCAUGCGUCUCGUCGGGUGGCCCGAUUCCGAGUGGGCCGUCAGCGACGAGGUCAUGGUGGAGGGCCAGAUAGAUACCAUCUCGAAUAUGUGUGGGAAUGCGUUCUCGUUCUGGCAUUAUGGGCCAUGGUGGGCCGCCAUGGUGAGCACAUGCGGCAUGUACGCCGCGGCCUACGACGACGAUGCGGAGAUGGAGGAUGCAAGAGAUGCUGCGGACUUCGAUGACGAUGGCCUCCUUGGCCAGGGUGCAGGCCCUCCAGUCAGCGUUGGCUCAUGCAGCAGCGGCAGUGAUAAGCCCGACCAGCCCUCGCACUUUUCUGGGCCCGCCCUCAGCGUUCAGCUCGCGUAG